AUGGUGGAGAGGGUGGAAGCAAGGGCGGAGAGAUUUUUUUGGAAGGGGCGGUCGUAUUUGGAGAGGGAUGAGAGAAGGGUGUUUAGUUUGUUUUGCAAAUCGGAGAGGGCAGCAAGCACAUCAAGGAAAAAUGCGUUUGCACUGGGAGAGAAUGCACCCAAGUUUCCGGAUCAAUUGCAUAAGCCCUUUAAAACCAUGAUUGGAGUCAUUCGUGAUUUUGGUAGGAAGGUCGUGGAGUUCCUCGUCGACUUUCUUAGAAAAGGUAGUGAGCUGUUCCUUGAAGAAGAGCACGUAUCGUUUUCUAAUUUCAUUUACGAUUUUGGAUCUGGCGUUAUCGACUUGUUCGUUGACGUGUUGUUUGAGUGUGGAAAUGUGAACAUCACUUUGUAA
Messenger RNA from Babesia ovata, 390 nucleotides. RefSeq names its product histidinol phosphate aminotransferase, putative. The record is from RefSeq and is a predicted model, not a curated record. The transcript is spliced from 3 exons. NCBI's taxonomy places the organism in Eukaryota, Apicomplexa, Aconoidasida, Piroplasmida, Babesiidae. The coding region runs from base 1 to 390 and encodes 129 amino acids.